Molecule: messenger RNA, 26018 nt
Organism: Pocillopora meandrina
Lineage: Eukaryota; Metazoa; Cnidaria; Anthozoa; Scleractinia; Pocilloporidae
Source: the annotation of a GenBank genome assembly
UGUGUGGCCGUAUUAUUCAAGCUUUCUGCCCUUGCUAGUGACUCGAACAAAUACUUACCUGUAAGGCGUUUUCGCUCUAACGCUGCGUCAAAAAUCUGCAGCACUGCACUUGACUUAGGAGUCGAUUUGCCAUUCUGAUUCGCGGGUCAUUUUCAAAAAUGAAGGAUAAAACAACUUUGAAUCAGGUAAGUCGAGAAUGGCGCGCAUUUAGGAGUACUGUGAUCAGUUGCGUGGUCUUAACCUUGCCAUAAAAUUCUCUCCCUAAUUCAGUGGCAAAGUGCGCCUCAGGACUCGCUUAAUUUGCUAGUUCAUUUGCUAUCGAAGUCAGGAAAAUUAUUUUUGUUGUUUUAAGAAACGGUGCUGUUCGGCUGGAAUUCUGUUUUGUUAUUUUCUUUAGCAACCUUAUGUCACGCACAACGACGAAGACAGUGUCUCUGUUUCUGACCAUUUUCUACGGGUUGUGUGUUAAUAGUCUGCCCUUUUGGCAGUGUCAAACCGCCAUAUCUUCCUUGGAAAGUUUACAAAACAAAAUUUAAGCCGUUUUUUCUUGUCUUUGUUUGGAAACGAUCACACGAUUUCCUGUUGUUGGUUUCAAAAAUUUAAACGAACUCCUCCGUAUCUUCUGGAGCUUUCGUGCAAGACAUAAACCGUGUUGAAUUCAAUGUUUCAAAGAACGUGUUCCUUCUGUCCUCUUCGCAUGAAAUAAUUAUUGUCAGGAUGUUUGAAUUGAACGAACUCAUGUGGUUUGAAUUCUUCAUUUUAUAUUCAAUAAUUUAGCCUGCUAUUUACAAGCGUGUGAAAUGUAGGGACGGUCUGCUGAACUGUUCAAGCGAUCUCGUCGCUCUAAUAAUUUUAUUGUGAAUAUGCUAAAAAUUUCGACUACGGUUGCAAUUGAACUUUAAACGCGAAUAGCAAUGGAAAUUUAUUUUAUUCUUUACUCGUGUCAGUUAAUUGUACUCAAGAUCGUUUCUUCACGGCUUAAAUAUCACUCGUAGAGUGACGCGCUGUUUGGAUUUUCUCAAAGUGCAUAUGAUUAUUCGCCUAAAAAAAAAAUUCCCAGUUAAUCUUAGUCGUGGGGGCGUGUUGUAAUAGGCGUGAAGUCUACCACACCUAGCUCUGUGCAAACGCAAACUACUAUUUUCUAUUUUCAGCUUUUUCUUACGAAAACUAUUGCCUGUAAAGGUUUUCUUUGCUUGUACCAAAUAUAAGUUUAAUGUGUCAUGUUUGAAGGGCCAUAUGCCAGAUUUAUCGGGAUAAGAUCUUUUUAAUCGUCGUUAAUGAGAAACGUGAAAUGUUUGUCUGUACUUUUUUUAAAAGCAUUCUCAGGAAAAGUUCAAAGGACGUUUUCGAUGUCCAGUAGAGAGGGUGAACUACAUGUGCUAUUGCUUACUAUUGCUUAUGAUUUGGGGUGAAGGAACUAUUGUUCGUUGCGGAGUUGUUGACAACUUUCGAACGUUUGAUCGAGAUUAUAGUCUAGAUUUAAUACGGUUGGUUACUCAUUUUGUAAAUUUAUAUUCAGGAUUGAUUGUGCCACCUACAUUGAAUUCCAUAAUCACUGCUUGGUUUCGAAUAUAAACUUCGAAAAAGUCAAUUUUCUUCGUUUCCCCGAAUCAGCCGAUGGAUUUUUCGAACGAAUGAACAGUUGAGGAAAUCGACAAAGAACAGAGAUUCUAGUCUGGUCACGCCAAUUACUUCUGUUGUUCUUUGCAAUGAUUCCUUAGCCAGCCCGGCCAAAACUUGUUUACCUAUACCAACAGUUACUCUUUUGUAUAAUGUUAAAAUAAAUAUGUUUCUUUUGUGGAAAUUCGGACUUCUGGGUGAUAACUUGUGUGUUAUUUGUUUUGAAAUUAUGAUCGAAGUACAUUACUGUGCGAGGCCACUGUCAUCGUUUGUGUCGUAAUCGAGAACUUUUAUGGUUUUCUUCGAGUUGGUCUGUUACAAUUGUGCAAUCUUCAUGAUUUUUUCCUAUCCUGAAACACCAUCUUGAAAAUUAGCAAGCCUUAUCUGGUUAUGAUUGUUUUACACUUUCAUACAUGUCUUAUUUAUCUUUUUCAUCUUCAGGUGGUUAGGGCCACAAAAUAAAUAAAUUUAGUGAUAUACAUGGAAAGAAUGUAAACUUGCAGAGGCAGUGAUUCUCAUAAUUGUGCUAGGAAACAGGAAAACUCUAUUCUAACAAAAAAGAAUCACCUAAACUAUGUGAUGUUUGGUUAUAUUGAAUAAAAUGUUCAUUAUGUUUGAAAUAAUUGUGGGUGUUCCCCAUCAAUUUUCAUUGUUUUUAUCUCAGCAAGCAAUUCAAAUGAAGACAGGAGGGAAACAGUUUUUUUAGGGGCAAUACUAAAGUGACAUUAGCAAGUUAACAAUUUGUUGGAAUUAAGGACAUUUUAAUUUAAUUUUGUAACUUUGCUUACCAGUAAUUUGUUCCUCCAUCUUUUCCUCCUGGUCUGUCUGCUAUUUAAAUCUCAGUGAGCAAUUGCAAUCAAGGCAGAAUGUAAAUAUUGUUUUUAUCAACAAUUGUUAGUCAAGUGUUAUCAGUUAUUUAAACAUUGUUUGGUUUUCGCGAAUGUGUGAAUUAAUUUCAUAUUUUUGUCUUAUCACCUGCUCCUCUUCCUUUGUGUCCGCAUGGUCCACAGAAUUACAAUUUGUAAACACUAUCCCUUCAUUAAGUUAAUUGUUUUUUGAUUUAAAAUCUCGUUAGUUUUCUCUAAAUAGCUCUUUCUCAUUAUGUGUUAGCUCUCAAUGCAAUUUUCGUAUUUACUGAGGCUUUUAAAAUUGCUAUCAGCCAAAAUCAUUUAUACAAAUUGAUGUUUUGUAAUCCGUUAUUUUUUUUAUACUCUUAUUGAAAUAAGUUAGGCUAGACAACCUGUCUAGAUAGUGUUGUUCUAAAUAAGAUAUUGACAAAUUUUCCUUUCACUUCUAAAAUUUCCUAUGAGUGACCGAGAAAUAAUUUCUCCUUACAAUAUCAAUACAAUAUCAAGCAGACAAGUAAUGUGAAUAAAGAAAAAGAUCAAUUAGCAGAUUUUUAGUUGAUCCAAUACCAAAUUCUUUGAAUUAACAUCAUAAGAGUUGUAUGGCAGACAGUAAGGAGAAUUACUCAGGAGAUCUUGGGAGUGAAAGGGUUGACAGAAGUUGUGUAAUUUGUCCUCAGGUUGAUGUUGCAUUUUUGCGAGCUGCAAGAGCUGGAAACCUUGAGAAGGUUCGAAACUUUUUGAAUGAGGAAGGAGAUAUACACACAUGCAAUGCUGUGAGUAGAAUGAAUUUUUUUUGUUGUCAAGAUGAUGGAAUAGACACUUGCAACAGAUAAACUAUGUUAAGUCAAUGUUGUUUUACUUUCUUAGUGUAAAUGGUUAAGAAAUGAAUCCUUCAUUUUCAAGAGUGACCAAAAGGGAAUUUCUCCUCAAGAUAUUGAUACAUUUUAAAUGAGAAAGUGUUGAGAAAAAGGAAUUGUUUUUAGAGACACCCAGGCUGUAAGCCUUUUUUUAAGGGGGGGGGGGAAGGGAGAGAAGGUUGAAGUUAUCAUUUGGUAUACUGUUGUUAUAUAUAACCAAUUUCUCCUUAAUGGCCAUGAAGAGUUUGUACAGGUCAUCAGUUCAGAGAAUUAAGCUUUCAAAUCUUGGAGAAGAGAGGGUAAACAUUUUUUUUCCUUCCUUGCUAGAAUGGCCUGAAUGCUCUACAUUUGUCAUCAAAGGAGGGCCAUGUUGAGGUUGUUCAGGAGCUAUUAAAGCGAGGAGCAGGAGUGAACUUUACAACCAAGAAAGGCAACACAGCACUGCACAUUGCUUCACUUGCAGGACAAAAACCAGCUGUAGAAGUCUUGUUAAAAUCAGGGGCUUCUGUGAACUCCAAAGCUCAGGUAUAUAUGGCAAAAUUUAUUUAAUUGGCAUGCUUUACACCUAAAAAUCAGUAUACAUAAUCUCCCUACUAUGCUCUACAUAUUUCUUAUGUUGUUUACAAGGAGAAUUUGUCGAACAAUCAAGAGCAUUUUAAGUUGAUCAUUUCCUUUAUUCUCACGACCCCAGUGUCUGAUUUAGUGGGGAUUCUUGUAGGAGAAAUUAGAUGCUUAUCACUUGUAAGGGUUAAAUUAUUGGCUGAGUUUUUAUGGUGAGAGAUGCAGUUGGUAUAUGGAUCUACCCUCAAUUCCUCAGAGGACUCGUUGUUCAGAUUAUUUUAUAUAACACUCUAAUUCUCACAAGUGACUAGCAGCUAAUUUUUCCCUACAGUUUCAUUCUUGAAUCAAACAUUAUAAUCAUGAGGAUAAUGGAAAUGAUUGCAAACUUAAGAAGCUCGUAUUGAUCGUUGGACAAAUUCUCCUUGAAAGUAUAUAACAAAAUGUAUAGAGAACAGUUGGGAGAACUUGCAUACUGAUGUUAGGAUGUUAAGGGUUAAAAAGUCCAUUGUGCCAUAUUAACCUCUUACCUGCCUUGCUUCUAAGAGACAGACCACAUAGUGGCAUUAUUUUGUUAAACUUUUAACACCCAAGAUCUGAUUAUUAAUCCUUGCCUCUAGCUGUAACACCUUUCCUUGUAAAUUGGUAACAAGAAUUUGGUCAAGAUAACAACUUCUACCUGAUAAGUUUGAGUAUCCUCAUUACCUGUCUGCUGAAUAAUGUAUAGAUAGUGUAGGGAGAAGUUACAUUUGAAUCACACUUUUACCUGUAAAUGCCAAUGAUUGUGGUGGUCUGUUACAGAAUGGCUUCACACCGCUGUACAUGGCAGCGCAAGAAGGUCAUGUUGAUGUUGUAAGAACUCUUCUUCUUGAAGGAGCAAACCAGCAGUGUACAACUGAGGCAAGUGGACAAGUAUUUAAUUUCUCAAUUCUCUUUACUGCUCUCCUUGUAAAUCCUGUAGCAAUAGCUGCAAGGAUUGAGAUUUUUUUAUCCAUGACGGUUUUGUAAACUUAAGCUAAUUCAUCUUCAAAAUUUACAGCAUGGAAUUUGUGGUAGCUCUGCAAGACAGCGCUAUUGUUUUGGUAUCUUUGAUUAACAGUGUUUGCUGCUUUCCAUUUGGUAUUUUCCAUAAAAUUACAUUUACUGUCUGGAACAUGACAUAGUUUGAAGUGAAUUUUAGGUUGAAGUGAUGUAAUAGGUACUUGAAAAAAAUUGCUUUAACUGAUAGAAUAAGCAUUUUUUUUUUUGCACUUCAGAAUUAAAAAGAGCACUACAAAUUUAAAAGGCAUUGCUGACAAAGUUUACCUUAUUUUCAUGUUUGUAAAAAUUUUUUUAGAAAACUGUAUUUCAUGAGACACUUUUAGCAACUUAAAACAUCAUAAAUAGUGUCAAUGCUGUUGUUGUUGAUGAAUUUUGAAUGAAAAAUUAAAAGACAAAUGAACUCAGCUUCAAUUGGUUUUUCUGCUUUACAGGAUGGUUUUACUGCAAUUGAUGUGGCUGUCCAACAAGGACAUGAGAAAGUUGUUGCUGCCCUUCUCCAUAAUGACUCAAGAGUAAAUAAUUCACCUGUUACCUUUUCCUUCAAAUUUCUUUUCACAAAGUUGUGUGUCAGAAUUUCUUUUUUGGCCUAAAUGUCUCUUAUGAUUUUUUUUUAUACUUGGUCUAGUUAAGAAAGCCAUUCCACAGGCAUCUAGCUGCUGGAUCCCUUCAUUUCUCUAUGAAUUCUUUUAUAUAUCUGUUUAAUUGGAGUUUCAUUUUUUUUUUUUUCUGCUACAGAAAGGCUACCGUUCCCUUCAUACUGCAGCAAGGAAGGACUUUGCUAAGGCCGCUAAACUUUUGCUUCAGAAAGAUCACAAACCUGAUGUUGAAGCUCCAGUGAGUUGACUUCUGUUUGCACUUGUAAUUCAUGAUUUUAAGAUUAACAUGUUGUCUGAUUAAAAAGAUAUAUAUUAUAUACUAUGUUAUUAAUUUGUAGAAUGGAUUUACGCCCCUUCAUAUUGCUGCCAAGUAUGGAAAUCAAAAUGUGGCAGGGGUUUUAGUUCAACAUGGUGCCUCCAUUGACUACAAAACAAAGGUACAGUGUGUGACCAAGACAGAAUUUCUCCUUACAAUAUCAAUACAAUAUCAACCAGAUAAGUGAUGAGAAUAAAGAAAAAUAUCAAUUUGGGGAUAAUUAGUUGAUCCAGUACUGAAUUCUCUGAACUAACAUUAUAAGAAUUGUAUGGUUGACAGUAAGGAGAAUCACAAAUUUGAUCUGGGAGUGGAAGGAUUAAUUGUGGUUGGGUGAGUUUGUAAUUUGUUUAUUUUUUUCUCUACAGAAUUACGUUAUUGCUCCUCUUCAUGUGGCAUCAAAAUAUGGAAAUCUCAAUAUUGUUACACUGCUGGUUGAAAAAGGGGCCAAAGUCGACAUUCCUAACAAGGUAUUUUAGCUUCAUGCAUUCAAGCACUUAAACUACUUGUCUGAAAAAUAUGUGUAGCAUGCAGAUUUCUAAUCAGAGUUGCCAAAAUUUGGAACAUGAAUGAGAGAGGAUUGGAAGUAAAUUAUUGUGCUCAGAUUUGUAAGAUGUGGAACAAGGAAUUGAAAAUCUGUGUUGUGUUUUUUCUUGGAAUGAUUUAUUUAUUUCAUUUAAAACAGUUGUGACAAAUGCAUAUGUGACAUGCAUAUUAUAACACAAACCAGUUUUUGCUGGGAACUUAAAAAAUGAGAACUUCAGAAUAAGCAUUAUUAUUGUUCAGUUACUGGAAAAUAAUGAUCAUACUUACCAUCCACAGUAGUGGGUUUUAAUGUGGUGAUCCACAAAUAAUAUGACUCAAAUUUGUCGCCUUGUAGGAUGGCCUUACUCCUCUUCAUUGUGCAGCAAGGGAUGGACAUGACAAAGUUGUAGAAUAUCUUGUGAAUAAAAAGGCGUCAAUAACAGCCAGAACUAAGGUAUGAUCAUCAAAAUAUAACUUCUUGUAAUACACCACAGCAUUGUAGUGGAAUCUGAGGUUAUUAAAGAGGAUUAUAGAAACUGUUAGAAAUGUUUUGAAUGAGCCUCUGAAUCUUGAUACUCACUUUGAAUAAAAUAUGUUUGGCUUUGGCAAAGGAGUAUUAAAGCAUGAGUUGUCUGCAGAAGUUUUGAAUUGAUUGGGGUUUAACUAAAAUUAAAGCAAUCCCAAUGAUCUGCAUUGUAUAUCAGCACAGAAAGAAAUAUCAGAAGAUGGUAGUGAGAACUUGAGGAAUAAAAAAGCAACUGCCUGAAACUUGGGAAAAGGAGUGACAAAAAUUGUGAUCGGUUUUUGUUUCACAUUUGCUCCGACAAAAGAUUAACCCUUGAAAUGUCAGCUCUAGAAUCUAUUUGCAGUGGCCAAUUUGCAUUUUACACUCAGUUGAUAAAAAAACCAAAUUAUCCUGUACCAUUCUCCACUAAUAGUCAGAGCACCAGAGUUUCUCUAGAGACUUACCUCCUUUAUUCAAUUGGUCAGUAGGCUGGAAUGAGUUUUUAGACGAAUUGCAGAGGGCUUGUAAGGAAAACCAUCACCAUAUCAUAUUUCUUUCACUGAUGUAUAAGAGUGAUCAUGGACAUUUUUUUUUUUUUAAACAGCAUGGACUUACUCCUUUGCACAUGUCUUGCCAAGGAAAUCAUGUCAGCACAUCUGGACUUCUAAUUGAUAACAAGGCUCCAGUAAAUGCUGUCGCAACGGUAAGAAUAUAUGAUGAAGUACAGAAAAAUGUUUUGAUCUAUCUUUUCUUUUUCUAUAAGAUUUGAUUUUUUUAACCUGUGUUUAAUGCACUGUAAGACUUGCUGGCUUAAAAUAUACUAUAUGUUAUUUUUUUUGUCUUUGUCCACCACAAUAAUUCAUGGAGCAAAGUGAUUUUCCUUGUCACAUGAUACUGUAAAGUGAAACAGGUAUCAGUGUAUGAUUACGUUUUAAUGGACAAGGAUAGAGUUAGCUUUGAAAAUAGACAUUGAUUUAAACACACAGUGAUGUAAAUGUACAUGUAAUCUCUUUGUCAUAAAGCCUCUGAUAUAAUAGUUUGUGAAAGUUUUAUUCAACAAACUAGUUUCUUUUUUUGAGACUACAAUUUUUCAUCAUGCGAAUGGUUUGUACGUCUUGUAAAAUUGAUAUCCAGAAAGAACUGGGAUUUGUUUAAGUUGUAUUCCUCAAGUGUUAUGGGGAAAUUGAUUUUCCAAUCUCUUCACAGAAUGGCCUGACACCUCUCCAUAUCGCAGCGCAUUACGGUCAUGUAGACAUUGCUGAGUUAUUGCUGAAUCGCAGUGCUGACACGGAUGCAAGAGCUAGGGUGAGGUUUUGUGACUUGAAAAAAUACUUUCUUUUUGAUGGCAUAGCUGAGUUUUUACUGAGCUUGUGCUUUAAUAAAAUGUACAAUUUUUUACAGAUGCUUCUCAAGAUUUACUUUAACAAUUGUCAUCCAAGGCAUAUAUUAACUUUUCUGAUAAUUUGAGUGAGUUCUUUUUUGUCUUCCAAAGUUUUUUUUUCACUCUUGAAUACAGUAAAAAGCAUGUUAGUUGUUUCAACAUCAUUUUGAGUUACUAUUUUGUUGUGUGCUGUGCCUUAAAUUAUCAAAAAUGACAUUUUUGUUAAUUGAGGGUGUGAGAUUUUAUGGUGAAAAGGGAUUGAAUUCUUUUCCAAACACAAAAUAAUAAACCAAUAGGUUUGAUGGUCACUGUGUUGAAUUUUCCCUUCAGAAUGGAUUUACUCCUCUUCAUGUGGCCUGCAAGAAGAAUCGUGAACAGGUUAUUCAGUUGCUGUUGAAGUACGGUGCAAACGUCCACUCUGCUAAUGAGGUAAUUUUUGUUAAAAGAAAUAAACGUUGCAAACAUAAUCUUGUAUUCUUAAUAGAGUAGGGACGAUUAUGAAUUUUGAAUCCACAAAAUGCUUUUGACGUUGUUGUAAUAUGCAGGACAUUUGUCACAUAUGAACAAAGUAAUGGGAUAAGUUAUCAUAGAAAUCUUUGUAACUCACUGGUUGUGCAUUAGAGGGCAAAAUCAGGGGGUUUGGGUUUUUAAUUCUGUUGUUGUUGCUCAAGACAAAACAAAAAAGCAUCUCUCUUUACAUAUACUGACAAAUCAGCUCUAAUAAGUUAGCAAGGAAAUUUCACUGUACAAAAAACUAGACUUUCUUUAGUUACCAGGAGUACAAUUUUGGUUACAUUAUAUUUUCAAUUGACUUUUUAAAACAGACUCUAUGGAGUGAAGCACAUUGUUCAUCUUUCUGGCCCUGGUUGUGUGAAGGGUGAAUAAUAAUAUCCAUAAGAUAAAUCUUUGUCUACAGGAUAGCACAGUUUGUUUUGUCAACACUUAUCAAUUGGAUAGCAAUUUAUCUACAUGGUGUUGUAUGUCCUUUGAACAAAUAGGCCAUGAUGGACUUUUGAAUACUUUUUUUUACCACAAUGUUUCUCUUAUUAGGAAAUUGAAAGUAAAAAUUAAUUUGAAGUUUUCUCUGCUGCACCAGUUGAAAUUACUCCAGAAUAGUUCAUUUGCUGAUAUACUCAUUUGCUAGAAAAAACAGGCAAUCACAUUGUUCGAUUCCCUUGGCAAGAGAGUCAUGAAAACAACUGCUGUUUAGGACUAUAGCCUGAGGGCACUUUUUCUUCAGAGUCAAUAAUAUAAUUUUCUCAGUGUAGCAUACAUUUUGUAUUUAAUUUAAAAUGGAAAAAUUAUGUUUCUUUAUUUAUUUUCCCUCCAGGGUGGCCAAACUCCCAUGCAUGUGGCAACAUACUAUGGAAAUGUAACUUUAGUUCUCAUCCUUCUGCAACAUGGUGGUUCUCCUGAUAUUACUAAUGUGGUAAGUCUCUAUGUAUUUCAAAAUAAGAAUUCUGAAUGUUUUUUGCUUUUUUUUCUUUUUGGUUAUGGCUAUGUUAUUUGUGGUUAAAGCUUCUUGAAUAUUCUACCUGGGUUUAAACUUAGUCCAAUAUAAAAUCUAUUGUUCAAUUGAACAAAAGAACACAUGGCUUCAUUUGCAACAUCAUUUCAUUAGCAUAACCUUUGUUCAAUGAAGUGCUUUUUUUGUGUGUUAUAUUAUAUACCUGACACAGUAUAUUAUAGCUUUCAAUAUUUAAUGAAAUUUUUUCCUCAAGUUUCUGUUGUAAAUAGAAAUUUUUUGAAAAUUGGAAUGUUAUGACUUGAAUUUACAGCAUUCUUCAAAACUGGCAGAAAGAAUUAAAAUUUCUGAUAAAAUAUCAGACUAGAAUGGUACUUAUUGAACCAACUAAAGUGAAGAGUUAACACUUAAAUGAAUAUAAUGUUUUUAUAUAAUUUGUAGUUUAAAAUGAGUCACAGGUCAAAAUGAUUUUAAACUAGUUAAAUAUUUGUGCUCCUUUGUCCUCGGUACAUGUAACUAGCAUUGUCACUCUCCUUUGAUGCCAUGUUGCAAUAUGAGGGUAUCAAACAUGCACAAUAUGCCAUGGUAUUGUACCGCAGAACAGAGAAAAAAUGCAACGGAAUGUGAAGCAACAAAGUGACUGCUCUGAACAAUCCAAGCUUUGUUUGUUUUUCCACAUUUUAAGGUUUGCUUUUAACCCUUAACACCCCAGAAUCAGUAUGCAUAUUCUCCAUACUGUUCACUAAACAUUUCCCAAGAUGCCAACAUGGAGAAUUUGUCUAACAAUCGAGAGCUUCUUUAGUGGAUGAUCAGCUCCUUUAUUCUCCUGACCCUACUUUUUGAUUCAGGGGUGAUAUGUUAAGGAGAAAUUAGAUGCUAGUCACUCUUAGGGGUGGAUGGUGGAACAACAAAAGUUCAGAUUUUUUUGUGGGUCAUAAUAACACUUCUCAGUUUUGAUUUGAUAUGCAUUUUGAUCUUUGUGAAACCUCUACUAAAUAAAAUGGAAGUUUUUCCAUUACGCAAAGUUUAUUGCUCUUGUUUAACAGAGAGGUGAAACUGCCCUCCAUAUUGCCUGCCGCAGACGAGAGAUAACAAUUGUGAGGCUUCUAUUAAGGAAUGGUGCAUCAGUGGAUGCCAAGACCCAGGUGAGAAUUUGUUUGAUGUUUUGCAGAUUUAGGUGCAUGAUAUUACCAUGCAUCUUUGUAUCCUAAUUUUCUUUUUUUUGGCUAAUUUGCUGUUCUGUUUGUAAUUUUUAGGACCGUGAAACUCCAUUACACAUCGCUGUUAGAACAAAGAAUGUUGAGAUGGUCAAUCUUCUUCUGGAUCAUGGGGCUUCUCCAGAUGCCAUAGAUAAGGUAUAAAUACUGCUAAACUUAAAUGGUGCCAAGAUGAUUUGGUUUUAUCAACUAAGUUAAUAUUAUAAAUUAGCCACCAUAAAGAGCUUCAAAGUUGACAUUUUGAGCAUUAGCACUAGUCAUUUGCUCUGACAAAGAGCUAACGCUGAAAGCAUCAGUCAAGAAACUCUUUACAGUGGCCAAUUCACAUUAUCAACUCAGUUGAUAAAACCAAAUUACCCUGCUAUACUCCCCCACUGACACUGCACCACAGCACCACAGUUUCUUUAGAAACUUACCUCCUUUAUGCAAAUGGUGCCAACAUCAUAAGCCAUCAUAAACAUUUGUGGUAGGAGACAUCAGAGUUCUAGGAAUAUUUUUUAAAAAAUUGACAAUCAGCUGAAGGAAAGACUGUUGAAUAUACUUUUUCAUUCCAAAAUGGGCAAACAGUACUCAACCCUUUGACGUGUUAACCCUUUCACUCUCAAGAUCUGAUUAGUAAUUCUCCUUACUAUCUGCCAUACAAUUCUUAUGAUGUUAGUUCAGAGAAUUUGGUAUUAGAUCAACUAAUAAUCCCAUGGUUGACAUUCUUCUCUAUUCUCAUCACCUGCCUGCUUGAUAUUGUAAGGAGAAAUUCUGUCUUGGUCACUUGUGGGAGUGAAAGGGUUAAGAGUAACUAGCAUCUAAUUUCUUGUUACAAAAAUCAAAUCAAACGUUAAGGUCGCAAGAAGGAAGUGAUCACCAACUAAAGAAGCUCUUGCAGGGCAUGAAAUUGCGCCUAAUACAGGCGCCAAUGCGACUAAAUUUUUUCACUUUGGCGACCAAAUCCUGAAAGUUAGUCGCCAAAUUGGCGACUAGAACGUUUCAUCAUAACCUUACCAAGAGAUAUAGUGCAUUAAAAAAUUUCAAACGUUAAGUUUGUUUCCAAAAACAGCACACGUGCAAGGAUAACUAGACACCAUCUUGGAUUUAGAUGAGCCUGAAAGUUGUAUAUCAUCCAUCCUAGUGGUUAAAGAUCUUUUCCCUAACUUAAUUUUGGAGGGUCUAUCUAGAACGCUGACAGCGUAAAGAAAGAUUUUGUUUGUCUUUGAAAAUGGCGACCAACCUUUUUUUGAAUUGGCUACCACUUUGAAGAAUUUAGGAGCCAAGUGGCUAUCAGAAAAAAAAGUUAAUUUCACGCCCUGGAUUGUUAAACAAAUUCUCCUUGUUAGCCAUGUAGAAAAUGUACAAGAACAGUAUGGAGAAUAAGCAUAGUGAUGUUAGAGUGUGAAGGGUCAAGACUAUUGGAUUGAAUCCAAAAAACGUUAAUGCUAAGGAUAUUGUUUGAUUCAAUACCAGAUUCUCAGCACUGGCCAAAAGAGAAAUACAUGUUGGUCAGUUAGGAGAUGUAGUUUUUAGAUCUUGGGAGUGAAAUACUAUCAAUAGUAAAGAUAGCAGACAAAUGGAUUGCAAUUUUUUUUUUUAAUUUCAUCAUUAAGAACAAGUGCACACCUUUGCACAUUGCGGCCAGGGAUGGAAAUGAGGAACUUGUUCAGAUUCUUUUGGAGCAUAAUGCUUCAGUAACUGAGCUGUCCAAGGUAUGUACCUAAAACCAUUGAAGCAGUUGAUAGAUUAUUUGGUUGCAAAAACUGAAAUGAUAUAGUAAAUUGCCACUGUUGAGAUUUUUCAAAGAUGACGUUUUGAGCAUUAGCCCUUUGUUGGAGCGAGUAGCCAAUUUUCAUAACCAACUCCAAAGACAAAGCCAAAUUUUCUUGCAAUACCCUUAGUGACACAGGACCACAGUUUCUUUAGAAGCUUACUUCCUUGAGAAGUGAAUUGGUUCUUGUUUGCCUUUGAUUGGUAAAUAGGGAUUUUAAAAUGUGCCAGACCAAUCAGGUGAAAUAAAACCAAUGCCCACCUGGAAUUGGUCCAAAAUUAUUUUUACUCUGUACCAAAAAAAAUGCCCUUAAAGUGUACGAUUUUGUCUCACUUUUUGUUACAGAAAGGAUUUACUCCUCUUCAUGAAGCUGCCAGAAAUGGCCAUGUUAGAAUUGUGGAAAUCCUACUAAAGAGCUAUGACAGCCCUGACCCAGAAGGAAAAGUGAGUGAAAGAUUAUUUUUGUGUAUAAAAACUUACAAUAAGGUAAUUAGGAACCAGGGGCUAUUCUCUUUUGUUUACAAUCAGGGGUACCUAGAUGUACCAGGAUCUAAGCACUCUUGAGCUGAAAAGUUUUGAGCAUUGGUGCUGAGGUGGUGUUUCCUGAGCAUGGCAACUCUUCUGGCAGACUGCUCCCCAUUUCCCUUCCCCUGCCCGCUAUGUUAUCAGAGUGUGAGAUGCUUGCUUUCCCUCCUUUUCGUGUGGGGGCUCGCGGACAGAUUGCCAGCCUGCGCCAGCCUUAGGAGUAGCAUCCAUUUAGGCGCUGGCUGUUAAGAGUUGUGAGCUCCUAGUUAUCUCAGGCAGCUAACCACAACUUUACGAGGAAAUCGUCCAGGUGAUAUUUAGCAGGUCUGUCCAUGGGAAACUUAGUUUUGUUAUUGAUAAAUUUUGUCCUUUCUGCAGCAUGGACUCACACCUCUACAUGUAGCAACUCACUACAACCACGAUAAAGUUGCCACUUUCCUUUUGGAUAACAAUGCCAAUCCUAACGCCAUGGCAAAGGUAAGGAAAGCCUUCAUUUUCCUAAUUUCUAUAACUGUUUUAUCACAAGAAGCCAUAUAAUCUUUCUUUUCGGUUGAUGUGGUUGUGUUUUCAUAAAUACCUUGAGCAUUGAGCCCUUUUCGAUUAAGUGUCGUGAAACCUAAACUAAAGUAAAUCCCAAAAACCAAUCAGAGAAAGGAAAAUAUUUUAAGAGCCAAUCAGAACUCCAAGUAAAACUAACCCAACUUCCUAAGCGCGGGGAAACGCGUGCGACCAAGUCGUAGUUGGUGUUACUCUUGCAUCUGAUUGGUUGAGAAAGUGGUGCGAGUUUUCUGGACCAAUCACAGAGCAAAGUAAAGCAAAACCAUUGCAAUUCCGGAUUACUUUUGACACAGUUGAAAAUUGAUCCAUCAUAAUAAUCUUAAUACAUGUUUAUAUGAGCAUGGCCAAUUUUACUGCAAACUUAACUACAUUGUAUGCAGAUUCAGUUUAAUUUGUUGCUAUCUAUUUUUUUCGCUGUUUCAUAGAAUGGAUUUACUCCUCUGCAUAUCGGAGCCAAGAAAAAUAGAAUAGACAUCGUUCUGAUACUGUUGAGACGUGGAAUGGACCCUAAUGUCGUAACACAGGUAACAAGCUCCAACUUUGUCAGAAGGUUCACGGUUUUUUUGUUUUUUGUUUUUUUUCCACCAUCUCACCUUCAAAACAAGACGGAUAACAUCUUUGUUCUCUCUAAUACCGAGCUAAGAAUGCACCACAUUUCAAAUAACUCACUCGAGACUUCGACAUCUCCUGUUCCAGGCGAACUAAUACACGGCGCGAUGCUAGCGGCAGAGAGAAAACGAGGGAGGCUUGGGUCGAGUCGUCUCAAUGCGCGACUCGACCUAAACUUCCCUCGUCUUUUUCAUUCCUCAUUUUACUAUCGCCCCGUUUAUAAUCGCGCAUCGUUUUACUUAAGGUACUUUACUUGAGGUUUAUUCAUGGCCGUUCUAGAAUACUGUUGGAAUUUAAGAGAUUGGCUUUAAAACUUCUGUCUAAGUUUUAAAAUCUUUUGUUUUUCUUUUGUGUGUUCCACAGACUGGCAUCAGUCCGUUACAUUUAGCCGCCAAGGAAGGACAUGUGGAGCUGUGUGAACAUUUGGUGGAGAAUGGAGCGUCACCUGGCCUCACCACUAAUGUAAGUAACGACAUCAUUAGUCACAAGAAAUUAAAGGUUUCGCCCCGAAAAACUGGCGUAUUUUUUAGGGAGUGCUCAAUGUUCUGAUCGAGCGAUGAAGCCACAUAUUGGAUCAUAAGAUCGAGGAGAGACUGGUACUAGAGCGUACUGGGGAGAUGCUGGUGACAAUGAGAAACUUCCCGUCUUCUUCCCCUCUCCUCUUUCCCCCCCCCCUAAGUGGUUUCUUCUCUCCCUAGGCGUUCAUUAUUUUUACCUAACAUCCGUGGUUUGUUUCAUUAGUGUCACUAAGAGUAUACUAAUUCACUCUUUCACUCCCGGAGUGGCCAAGAACGAGUUCCUCAUUACAAUGUCAAUACUUUUUCAAGCAUAAAAGUGAUGAGAUGAAAGAAAACAUCAACUAGAGGACAUUGUUUUGAUGAAAGACUGAAUCUUCCGUGCUAAAAUCACAAUAACUGUAUGACAGACAGUGUGGAGAAUUGAUUUAGUAUGAUCUUGUAAGUGAAAAGGGGUCAGUUAAUGUAAAGAAGACCAACUUAGCAGUGAACAAAACAGCUUUGGUACUAGUUGGAAUAAGGAGUGAUGUUGUUUUAUUUUGAUUGUUUUAGAAUGGACUCACUCCUCUGCAUCUGACAGCAAGAGAAAACAGGAUUGAUGUGGCGAAACUUCUGCUGAAGCACAAUGCGCCGAUAAACGCACAGACUGUGGUAUGUAACAGAUUUCCCCUUCCUCCUUCCUCCUUCCUCCUUCCUCCUUCCUCCUUCCUCCUUCCUCCUUCCUCCUUCCUCCUUCCUCCUUCCUCCUUCCUCCUUCCUCCUUCCUCCUUCCUCCUCCCUCCUCCCUCUUCCUUCCCCCUUCCUCCUUCCACCUUCCUCCUCCCUCCUUCUUUCCUCUUUCCUCCUCCCUUUUCCUCCUUCCUCCUUCCACACUCCUCCUUCCUUCCUCCAACCUUCUUUCCUCCUUCCUUCUUUUCUUCCUCCUCCCUCCUCCCUCGUCCCUCUUCCUUCCUCCUUCCUCCUUCCACCUUCCUCCUCCCUCCUUCUUUCCUCUUUCCUCCCUCCUUCUUUCCUCUUUCCUCCCUCCUUCUUUCCUCUUUCCUCCUCCCUUUUCCUCCUUCCUCCUUCCACACUCCUCCAUCCUCCUUCCUUCCUUCUUUCCUCCUUCCUUUCCUUCCUCCUCCCUCCUCCCUUCUUUCCUCCGUACUCCUUCCUUCUUUGCUCCUUUCUCCUCCCUUCUUCCUCAAUCCUUUAUCUUUCUUUCUCCUUCCUUCGUUCCUCCUUCCUCCCUUGCUUCCUCAUUUGCCAUCUUUCUUCAGAAAGCUGUCAGGCGUCACCUAGCAAAGUUGAUUUAAUUACUCAGACUUAUCAGAUAGAAGUUGUUAUGUUGAUCUAAAACCAAAUUCUUGCAACUGAUUUAUAAAGAAAUUUAUAACAACUAGUGGGAAGAAUUAGUGAUCAAAUCCAGGUAGUUAAGGAUUUAAAGAGGUGAAGCAUACUUCAGGCCAACGUCGCCGAAACUAGUCUGAAUGGGAUCAGAUUUUGUUUCAGCCAAAAAAUUUAUGUUCUUGUUUUUCUUCCAUGUUUCUCUUGUCAUCAGAGUGGUUUUACGCCGUUGCACAUCGCAUGUGUGUAUGGCCAUUUUGAGCUGGCCAGGCUGUUAAUUGAAGCAGGAGCGGAGAUUGAAAGCAAAACAAAGUAUGGUUACACAGCACUGCACCUGGCUGCACAGUAUGGCCACAAACUGAUUAUUGAGCUGCUUUUGGAACGUGGAGCCAAUCCGAACGCACUGACUAAUGUGAGUAUUGAUUACAGAAAAAAAAAACCAACCAUUUUAGCAACAUUCUUUAAGAGACUGCUCGUCGCAGAUCAGAAGUCAAGGUAGCCGUCCGAGAGGUCUGGGUAUGAGUGACUGGGUUAUAGAGUUGUUUAUUCGGGCAAGACAGCAUGAGACAUGUAACCGCUGUUGCGGUCAAUGCACCUCCCAACAGUUGCAAAGAAUGUCAUGGCACCUUGUCCAACAAAUGUGUUCACCGACUUCGCAGGAUGACCAUGAAGAAAUCUAGUGGGGUUGUUCAUGCAUAGGGAUACCAUUAUUUUGUAGGUGAUCAAACAGCCAAUUCAAUAUGUAAACGAGACGCAAAGUUACCGGGCGUGACAAACCUAGGGGAACGAGGUUUGGGACUCGACCUAUGUCUCUUCAUUUCUCUGCUGCCUGACACAAUCGCGCCCGUGCAGUUUCAAAACACCCGGAACAGGCUAGUGACCGUAAAAUGCUUUGUUUACGUUUUCCUCUUCUUUGUUCAUUUUGCAGGAGGGUUACACAGCACUUUACAUCUCCCAGCGAGUUCAUCUGAGCACUUUUAUCACAGAAAGACUGUCUGAAGUUACGGUAGUCACGCAGACAAUUAGAUUAAAGCGAAGAUCGGUGAGUUAUGUAAUGAAUGUGCAUAGAAUAAUGAGUGAUAUUGCAGAAAGUGCCAUUUUUUUUUUUUUUUGGCGGCUGAAUUUUUCGUCUGGCCACCACUUUUUAAUCUAUAAAUGGCCAGUUUCAAAAUUUUGUGCGUAAAACCAUGCUAAGGAUAUGUUUCCUUACAUUUGGAAGAUUUUAAUGAGCAUCUAAUUGUUAUACUACAUACUUUUACGCCGCAGCCAGAGGAAAACACCUCUUCAGUUGACUCGAUUGUCAUUUCCGUAGCUUGAGCGUCGAUAUAAUUUUUUACUUGAAAUUAAAAAUUUAGUUGCCUUCCACUGAUCUUGUAUUUCAAUAAACCAGGAAACUUACGAACUAAUCGUACCACGGAUAUUUACAGGAAAAAGCUUUCCCAUCCGACAAUCGCGUGCUGUAAGCUCAUAUUAUCAAACUAGUUAAGUUUGCGUUGCAUGACAUUUAUCUUGAGUGACAUAUCCCCUAUUGUAACGUUGCGUUACAAACACAAAUUCUUUAUUUAUUUUUUUUUUUUCUAGGGACAAGAAGGAGAUGAAGCAGAUGGCGAAGAAGAAGAGGAACCUGAUAUCGUCUUUAGCGCAGAACCCGAAGAGCUGGAGGAAGAGGAAGUCCUCGAAGCUCUGGAGCUUGUUGAAGAAGGUCAGUAGUGACUUCUUUGUUUUUGCGUGAUUGAGAGUAACACGCGAGAGCAAGAAGUCAUGCGCGCCAAAUCCAGGUUUAACUCCCUCUCCUGCACGUGUUUCUUGCGCUCUUGAUGACAGUGUGCGCCGUUAUUGUGUCCCCCCCUCCCCUCCCUCCCCUCCCUUUUAAAAUAUCAGCAACACAGGCUGUAGGACCCUAGCAUUUUGGGGAAUCUUCUUAAAAUUUCACUGAUAAAUGGUAUCCUGUGCAGAUCCAUCAAUUACUGAGGAAUCAAUCGACCGCUACAUGACAAUGGAAGACAUGGUAGAAGAUGAUCACCGCUCGCCAGGACUGGCGCACAGAGACUCCGGAAUUUUCAGCUCCUCUCGUUAUUCUGGAGCCUUCCUCGAGGGAACCCCGACCGGCUCCAGAGCGUCAGACUUAGAUCACUCUCGUUUAUCCGACUUUAACGUAUCGGAGAGCAUAACGACUUCGGAAAUGAUCGUGACAGAGUCAGAACUUCCCUCAAGUUUGGCGGACAUGGCCGAUGAUAAUGUACCGAAGUAUGAGCCCCUAGUAACGGGAGAUUUCCUAGUGAGUUUCUUGGUUGACGCGAAAGGAGGCAAAAUGGAGAGCUCUCAAACAGGACUGAAAAUCACUCUGCCGCCAAGAUCAUGCCAGAUGCCGACUAGAAUCACUUGCAAACAGCUACGGUGAGUGGAGCUGUCACACAAUACUGUCAUAAAAUGAUUUCGUGGGUAGAAGCUUUACGCAUGUCUGGGCUGUCACGCAAUGCCUUCCUGGCAAGAAAUGUUACACAUACCCUAAGAUAUUACACCAUAUAUUUUAAAAAUUUGUCUUCUACAAUCGGCCUAAACCUUGUUUUUUCUUAGUUUUUGGUUCGUUAUACCGUCAGUUUUCAGUUCCCAGCUGAAUUGUUGCUACGAACUAAAAGUGAUUUUGCACUUCAGGGACUUUCUUGCCAGCCAGUAACUUCUCUUUCGAAACCCUUUCUUUCAGUAUUCAUACAAUGUUUGUGAGUUUUAUUUAAAUUAAAAAAUAUGAAUUAAAAUCGCUCUUUCGGUCUGCGAUGAUUCAUUUCUAAAUUCUUUUUCCCGAGUUUUGUGAAUUCCACCGAAAUUAUUAAUUUUUUUCCUUUUUUGUUUAAUUUUCAUUUGUAUGUUCAUUUUUAAGACCGAACAAGCCUUCUCUGCUGCCCCCACUAAUGGAGGGUGAGGCAUUGGCCUGUCGCGUUCUGGAUGUGAAUCCAUCAGGUGUGAAGUUUCUUCAGCCGAUAUAUCUCGAGUUACCGCACUUCUCUGCGCUCAGGAACGGAGAGAGAGAACUAGUUGUACUGAGAACUCAAGACGGAGGAUGGAAUUGGGAUGAAGUGUGUGUUGAAGACAUGAAAGGUACGUGUAAAAUUUCAUGGCCUCUCUGUUUCCUUUUAUCUAAGUAGAAGAGGCGGGAGCCGCGUGAGGGCAUGGGCGAGAGCGGGGAAAAAAGAGAUGAGCGGAGGGAGAGAAAGGAUCACGUACGCCCCAUUCCCUCGCGCCGCACUUAAUUUGCCCUUGCUAUCAGUUUCCAGUCUCUCUUUGACGCUUUUUUGUACCCUUCGCCCAUUGUUUUUCAGUCAAUCUCGUGAUUUCCCGCCCUUUUUUUUGUCAACCAUCGGUUUUUUCCUGCACGCGGUCUCUAUUUCCCGCGCUUUCCAUUUCCUGAUAUUUGCCGUUCCAAGUUUUAGAGUUAAAUGUAUCACUGUGACUCGUUUUAGCCAUGGAUGGUUACAGCUCAGACAUGAACAUUCAUCAAGGCUUCUUGCCCAGCAAGAGAUAUGCGCGCAUUGAGACCCAGGACUUCCCGGAGAAGUUCUGCAUCAUGUCGAGACUGAAAAAAGAAAGCUUCGUCGUUGGUUCUCGAGGCGAAAUCCUUAAAUGUUCGGCCCAUCCCGAAGUACAAGUGAAGGUUCCUGAGGGGGCUGUGUCAAAUGGGACGAAGAUAACUUUGCAGGUCAGUGCAAAAGAAAGUCUUCUUUUGUUUAAUAUCACUGUUCACGAGGUACGGUUAAAACAUGACAAACUGUUUGAAAUUCUUUAACCGUCAGGUAAAAUAUUCAAUUUGUGAGGGUAAACUGGACAAUUUUUUUAAUCCGGUAUCAUGAUCGUCUGGGUGAGGGUACUUCUGAGAAGGACUGUUGUCGGUACAUGUGACUGACUUUUCGACAAUCGUGGCGGGAGUCAUCAUCAGAGUCGACUCUGAUAUUGACUUCCGCCAAGGUUGUCGACACCAGUCUCUUUCCGGACUUCCUUUAACCGGACGAUCAGACUAGACGACCAGUGUUACUUCUAGGUUGAAAUCAUCCACAGAACGUGUUUAUGUGUUCCUUUUCAAUCUUCUAAGGAGCGAGGUGUAUUUUUGAAUUAUUUGAGUCACUUAAAUUGGAUUUUUCGUCUUUGGAGUUUCUUAAGCUUGACGUUUUUUCUUCGAUUUUUCCUGUACGGAAAUGUUGUGUUGGUAUUUUUUUCAAGACCCCUUUCUCUUCUCUGUUCAAAACCACAGAGGCCAUUUCCCCCGCAAAAAUUCCAUUGCGAGUUUGUUUAUCACCAUUUCCGAUCUCGUUUAAAUUUUUCCAGCAAAAAUUCCAAUCAUUUCUCUACCAUUUUAGGUUCAGCCAGCGGAUGAAUCCUUUAAUGACUUCGAAGACUGGGUGGCUGUGAGCCCUGUGCUUACAAUAGAGCCACAGGACCUUAAGUUCUCCAAACCUGUGACAGUUAUUAUCCCCACCCCACUCUACAACCCUGGUGGAGAGACUUUCGAUAUGCAGCCUUCUUUGAGGUUACUCACGUGUGAGCCUCGGGAUAACAGGAAGUCUAUGUCCCAUGCCCCCACGUACCAGUGGUAUGACAUCACUGAUAACACACCACUGACCGUGGUGAAGGAGUAUGCUAGUUUUACAACAAGUCGCCCCGCAAGGUAAGGUUCCUUAGGGGAAGAUUACCUACCCCUUCCCCCAGCCAAACAAAUAACAUUACCCUCCCUGUGACGUGAAAAUUUUCUCACUUGAUAAACGCUUUAAGGUAAAAUAACAUGUUCUUCAUUUCCAGUAAAGAAAUGUUUGAGUUUCGUAGCAAAUAAAUUUUGUCUGUUAAGACUUUAUUUUUGUUUAGUGAUUUAACGUUUUAUUUCCCAUAGGUACUGGCUUGUAGAAACCCGUAACCCAGACAACGUGACGUCAGAUGCGCGCCUGUUGUACCGCAAGUUAACCGCUGUUCCUUUCUUAGUAAAAAUUGUCGUAUUUGCCAAAGUAAACCCCGAAGGGACAGAAGCCCGUUUGAGAAUUUUCUGCAUUACGGAUGAUAACAUCGACAAAACACUUGAGCGUCAGACUGGUUUCGUGGAAGUGGCCCGCAGUCGUGAUGUGGAAGUUUGCGAGGGAAGACCAGUGCACGUCAGGUGGGCGGUCAGUCAGUUGUUAACAACACCGCGGCCUGGGCGGCCGUGCACCAAUUUUCCGCGCAAAAUUUCAAAGAAAAACAUACAAAUUAACCAUUUGCACUCAAACUGUGCGUGAAAAAUAGAAAUGUAUAGAAUUAAACAAAAGUAGGGAAAAAGGAAAACUGUUUAAAUUGUUUAUUUUUUUUACGAUUUUGUUUAUAACUUCUGAAAGACGAAUUGGUUCUGACAGCCUGGUAGCCUGUCCUCAAGCUAUUAUUAAGCCUUUGGGCUAAGCAAACUUUCAAACCAGCGGUUCGUUUUUAAAGGUAUAAUUUCUUUGAUUAAAUUAGAAACAAAAUGGGGUCGAAAAGGAAGAUUUCCUUUUUCCUUUUUUGAUUUCUUUUUACAUAUUUCUUUUAACGUUUCAAAAUUUUUCUAAAUUUUAGUGACAACGGCUUCUUUAACAUUUUCUUCAAUAACUUUGCACGGGAAAUUUGCGCGCGGCCGGCCAAACUUGACCUUACUGCGCAUGCCUCUCGUGGGACUGCUGUGUUUUCAUAACGCGUUGUCAUUCUUAUGAACUCAGUAUUUAGCGUUACUCGCCUACGAGUUCCCUUUAGCUAGCUUCGUAGAAUAUUCGGCUGCCAAUCAGAAUGCUGGAGCUCAAAUCUCCACAGGACACCCAGAUGUUCCUUAAUGCUAUGCUCGUGAUGAUUGCUAUACAUCACUUUUUUAACGUCACUCUUUAUAACUUCAGGUGUGUAGGAAAUUUGACUCCUGUUACCCGUGAGCCUCUACAAAUCACGUUUUCUCCUUUCCGUGAGAACCGCCUUGCUGUGACUGUGCGCGUGACCGACCCGUCCCAGCCCUUCACAUGUCGGCUGGCAUUCCUCAAAGAACCUCGUAAAGAUCGCCAAGGAAACGUGCGCACCAUCUGUAAUUUGAGCAUCGACUUAUCUGAGGAGGUGAGACAUCAAAUAACAGACCGAUAACUUUUCGAAAUUUCUUGAAUGUAAUAUUGAAAAAAACGCUUUUCUCUUACCUUCGCGCUUGAUCUAUAUUUUUGAAUACUUCGUGAUGCACCUGAUAUUAUUUAACCAAUCACGUCCAGAGACCUUGUACUUGAAUCUGAAGCUUUUUAAUUCAUGCACGGUGCACGUGAUUUCAUUUUACCAAUCACGUCCAGAGAUUUUGAACUUGAAUCUGAGGUCAAAAUGGAUGCUUGAAUUUGAUGUUGACGUGGACGCUCUUAUUUUUGUUCAGUUCUACAAUCUUUUUUUAUCUUAGAUUUUUCGUUCGAGACUGUUCAAAGCUUUUAUUUAUUUCAAAAUGACGUAUUCAAUUUAAUAUGUUAUUUCUUUUACUCCUCAAUUUACGAAGAUUGUGGUCUAGCCUUUUAAUCGAAAAUGGAUCUAACUGAACGUUGUCAAAAAAAUUACCUGUUUUGGGCAAAAAGCUCGGGAAACUCGGUUGGUUCCCUUUUUAAUUUUAUUGGUUGAGCCGAGAUAGGUAUGUUUUUUUUUUUCCUCGCAUUUCAUUUCAUUUCAUUUAAUUUUUAUUUAAACACGGUCAAUCAGUCAAACAGUCGCCAAUCACAGAGUGAAGUGAAGUGGAUUCAGUGUUACCCUUGAUAACUUUCAAGACUCCAUUCAAAUUUUCCUUAAAUUCUUCAGUUAAAUGAAUAUGAGUGUCUGACAACCCACAUCUAUGUUAAAAUAUUGUUCGUAUUUCUUACAGAACUUGAAGAAAAGCGAUGCUGCGUGGCUUCCUGGUAAGGAUUUUGUUUAACGGAAAGUUAUCACUGCAAACUUGUUCACACAGAGAAGGAAAUUAGACCGUUAAUUUUAUGAGUGAAGGAGAUGUCAUGUGUGGUGAACGCGGGAAAAACGGUGUCAUCUGCGUUAAGCGCGGGAAAACAUGUCAUCUGCGUCAAGCGUGGGAAAUUAUGUAACCCGCAUUAAAGAAGAACCUUGAAACCUUCUCUUCAUUCCCCCUUUUUAAAAGUAUUUUUGAUAUCAUUUAAUUGAUCGCGUUUUGAGAUUUCAAAGAGGAACCUAACCUUUCGAAAAUUUCCUCAAAAUGUGCUGAAAAUUUAACUACAGACACCGCCAUUUUCCAUCUUGCUUAGCGACCUAGCCGCAUAGCUGGUACGUAGCGACGCCCAAGUCCUCUUUUUUCCAGGUCGUAGUGAUUUUUUUGAAGCUGAUGAAAACGUAGCUGAUGCACUUAAGGUGUUGUGUUUGUUACUUCCUAGAUGAAUUGUUGGCAUUGAUCGGCAAAAAUGUUGGACCAGACUGGGUUGCACUUGGGCAGCAGUUAGGGUUGACAGAUUCAGAACUGCAAGAAAUUUCCGACAGAAAGUAAGUUUUAGCAGUGAUUCAAAAGGAUAUUUCCUACAUCGUUUUUCUUCUUUGUGGUUGGAAAUUCUCCUCUCUUUUGUCAUGAAUUUCCUGGUCAAUUAUUUGCAAGAAUUUGAUGUUUUAUCAAGAUGAAACCUCUUAGCUGAUGGGUUUGUUGAUUCUCAGCAAAUGUCAUUCAGCCACCGAAGAAAGGUUCAUAAGCUGGCUUUUCGAGCAAUCGUGUUUCGCUCUGACGAGGGGCUAACGUGCGAAUAGUCAGGUGGCCAAUUCACAUAAGCAACUCAAUUCGUAAAACGGCACCACAGUUUCUUUGUAAACUUGCCUCCCCUGUAGUAGGAGGGUUAAAUUUCAAGACGGUAUCUUUUUUUCGGUAUGUUUUUUUAGUUCUUCUUCGCCCAUCGAGUGCGCCACUGAUGUUAUGAAGACUUGGAGAGAUAAGGAAGACUCUGAAGCUAGCAUGGCGUCCCUCGAGAAAGCUCUGCGUGAUAUGGGACGAAGUGAUAUCGCAGAUAACUUUAAACAACUUGCUUACAGCAGCUACUCCAAAGACCCUGUAGUUGUCGUGGAAACGCGCCAUUUUUCCCCAAGCAAAGUGUCUACACAGAGCUCGGCCCCAGAUAACCGCAGAAUUUCUGAGUUCCUGGACUCAGUGGGUGAAUCUGACGACAUGUUUGGCGGUGACGAGAUUGCCUCGCCUCGUCUGCAGCGCGCUUCAGUUGACGGGGAAGAGGUGUUCUCAGAAGUGAGAACCAUAACAGUGGAAAGUUCACCCGAGCCAAUCAUAGAAGAGUCUGUGAUUGUCGUAGAGAAACACAGAGUCGUGGACGAAGAUGGCAAUGUUAUCGAAGAAACCCAGAAAAUUAUUGAAGAUGGCAACGAAGUGACGGAAGACAGAGAGAAAUUGCUGCAGGAUUUUUUCGCGAAUGAUAAAGGUGUCCUAGAUUUCCUCACCAGCGACAAGGAUGGCACAGUUGAAAACGGAGCAGAAGAAACCGAAAUCUGAAGAGAUGAUUUAAUGAGUAACGGAGCAAGACGUGAAAUACAUUUACGUGAUAGGUUAUGAAUUAAUAAGGGACAGUGGUUUGGUAAAGACUUAAGUGUCAAAUGCACAGAUAAAAGAGGAAAAAAUCUCCGCCUCUGGUGAUAAGAGUUCUUGCAGAUUUAAUAUUCAAAGCGCCUUGUUGUAAAGUUUUGUGUAUGAAAAAGGAAUUGUUGAGAAUUCAAAAUCUCGUUAGAGAGAGAUUUUUAAACUACAGCCACAAGCAAGAUAUUCCAGCUUGUGUUAAGUAGUUUUAAUUCAUUUCAUUCAUCAUGCGAAGCAUGUUUUACCAUCCUUUGAAUAUGUUAAUUCUUACCUCAGUCCUGAAUAUUUCAGCGUUUGCAGUUUUAAUUCGAUAAGACGUGGCCAGGUUUAAGAUAUUUUUAAGUUUUAAGACGUCGUUGCAUGUCUUGGACUGUCACGCAAUGAAGUGUUGCGUGACUCACCAGGCAUUUUUUGCCAUAAUGGAGGAUCAUUUGGAUUUUUGUUUUCUUUGCGAUUUUAUCGUAGUUUUGAUUUUAUCCCUUUCUUUGUUCCUCGCAGAAAAACGUGUUAGUGUAAAUUAGCAAGCAUAAGUUCUGUGAGGUGUGUCUGCUGUCUGAUUGUUUGCCUGCUGAAUUUGUACUUGCUGUCAUCACAAACUGUUUCUAAAGAAUUUAGUUGAACGUAGACAGGGCUACCUCAAUUUAGAGAAUCUAGUAUGCUUCGUUAGACACUCAGUAAGUUUUCAGAAAAUUUCUAACUAUCGCCAUUAUCCGAUCAGAAACUUCCUCGAAAACUCUCCGGUAGACUUCGUUGCUACACGGCCUAUGAAAAGCAAAUAGUGAGUUUAGAUUGUGACUAGUUUUUGCCAAGCAAAUUUAAGGAUAUUUGAGGGGAAUCAUUUCGGAAGUUAUGAGGUUCUGGUUUCCCUGAGAACGUAGCGCUGUUAAGUGGAGAAUCUGCUCAAGAAAUAUGACAGAUUUGUUUAUAAUUUUGCUUAGGUUUUCCUAUUUUCCAGAUUAAACCAACAGCCGGAUAUGGCUCUUAGCUGAGAUAGCGUACAUAAAAUGGUAUUCAAAAUUUAGAAUACGAAAAUAAACUGUCUGUACUCUACUUUUGUCAUAAUUGACAUUAACCCCAUGCCUCCCAAAAGUGAUUAACGUGUAACUUUUCCCUACAAUAUCCAUAAAUUAUCCAGCAAACAGGUGGCGAGGGUAUUCAAACUCAUCAGGCACAAGUUUCCAAGUUUUGUUAUUUCACACUGUUUACAGAAAAAAAUAACUUAACAUGAUUUACAAUGAUGUGG